Molecule: messenger RNA, 3409 nt
Organism: Uranotaenia lowii
Lineage: Eukaryota; Metazoa; Arthropoda; Insecta; Diptera; Culicidae
Gene: Bre1
Product: E3 ubiquitin-protein ligase Bre1
Exons: 6
Coding region: 210-3155 (981 amino acids)
Cellular component (GO): HULC complex; nucleus
Molecular function (GO): metal ion binding; ubiquitin protein ligase activity
Source: RefSeq, a predicted model, not a curated record
UCUUCAUUCGUGUAAAAGUUGUACAGCUUUGUUGAUGUGUCUCGGCGACAAUUUUCCUUGAUCGCAGUUAAUUAAAUAUCUCAUUAAAAUAAUUGUUAAAACUGAUCAAAGCUAGAGUAUUUAUGCUACCGUUAAGACUUUUAUUCUAGUUGCAUUGCCGGUAGCCGCCGUAGAGAAUUAAAAGCCGAGCAAUUCCAUCCGCAACCAAAAUGUCCAAGAGAGCGGCUGAAGAUUCGGCCGGAAGUGGCGCGUCCGCUGGAAGUGGCGGAGCGCCACCUCCCAUCAAGAAGGUCCAUUUCGAGCCGCACCUGAUCGGGCCCAUCUCGACGCUGGAGGAGAUGGACAUCAAGGUGCUGCAGUUCCAGAACAAGAAGCUGGCCCAGCGCAUCGAGCAGCGGGUCCGCUGCGAAUCGGAACUCCGGCAGCGGAUCGAACAGCUCGAGAAGCGCCAAACUCAGGACGAUGCGGUACUGAAUGUGGUCAAUCGGUACUGGAACCAGCUGAACGAAGACAUCCGGGUGCUGUUGCAGCGCUUCGAUGCCGAAACGGCGGACGAGUCGGAGAACCGGAACGAAAACGAGGUAACAACAUCCUUCCUGAUGCAACUGUCCACCUGGGACAAGGAGGAACUGGACGACAAGCUGGCGAACCGGGUCCAGGUGUCGAAGCGUGCCGUCGCCAAAAUUGUCCAGGUUUUCGACCGGCUGAUGCAGCGUAACGAAAAGAUAACCCUGGCCAUGAAGGGAGCAUCGGACGAUCCGGAAUCCACCCUGCCGGAUAUCGACGAAACGCUGCGCCAAAGCUACACCGAAGUGAUGGCCGAGAAUCGCAACCUGCAAACGCAGAACACGCUGUUGCACGAAAAGUUUCACACCAUUUCCCUGAAGAUGAGCGAAACGCAGGACAUGUUGAACGGCAAGGAUACGGAAUCGGCCGAGUUGAAAAACCAAAUAGACGACUUGCAGUACGAGCUGGAGAAGGUUCGCUGCCGGAACGACAAGCUGGAGAAUCAUCUAGCCGAAGCGAUCGAAAAGUUGAAGGCGUAUCAUCAGAUGCACGGAGACAUUUCCAACUCGGACAAGGACAAACAUUCGACUUCGACGGCAAGCACUGCCAAGGCUGGAUCAAUGACAAGUGUUGCGGCACAGCAUUUGGAGGAUCUUCAAAAGGAGCUGGAAGAGUACAAAGAACUGGCAAACAACAGGCUACAGGAGCUGGACAAGCUGCACGUACAACAUCGGGAAGCGUUGAAGGAUGUGGAAAAACUCAAGAUGGAUAUCCGCCAGCUGCCGGAAUCGGUUAUCGUCGAGACGACCGAGUACAAAUGUCUGCAGUCGCAGUUUUCCGUUCUCUACAAUGAGUCGAUGCAGAUCAAAACGCUCUUGGACGAAAGCCGAAAUCAGUUGCAAACCAGUAAAAAUCAGCAUCUGCGGCAGAUUGAGAUGAUGGAAAGUGAGGAACUAAUCGCACAGAAACGUGUACGCAGCGAUAUGAUUCAAAUGGAGGAUGUGCUGUCACAGAUUCGUAAAGAGUACGAGAUGCUUCGUAUCGAGUUCGAGCAGAACAUGGCAGCCAACGAACAAACGGCUCCGAUAAAUCGGGAAAUGCGGCAUCUCAUAUCUUCGUUGCAAAACCACAACGGUCAACUGAAGGGCGAAGUGCAGAGGUACAAGAAAAAGUAUAAGGAAGUAUCGGGUGACAAUGUUAAGCUAAGGAAAGACUUGGAAGAUACUACCGCCAAGCUGACAACGUUACAGGAACAACAGCAAGCAGAAAUUAAAAAAGAAAGCGAAGCGGCAGCCGCUGCAGCAAUCAAAGAGGAAGCUGGUUCUUGUGACGGUCUCGGAUCCGUGAAGGAAGAAGAUCAGAACGACUCCGCAUCGGGUGCCGUCAAGUCUGAAUCGGGCGAAGAAGGCGAAGGAGAUCCCAACGGAGUUAAAAAGGAAGAAAUAGGUCCUGAUGGCAAACCCAUUAAGGUAGAAACUCCAGGCACCCCCAAAGGUGACAAAGAUCAAAGAGCCAAGAGUGCAGAGUCCGAUCUGGUGCGGGAUCUGCGGAACCAGAUUAAAAAGGCACUCAAUGAGCAAAAAGAAAUGAAAUUACUUUUAGAUAUGUACAAAGGCGUUUCGAAGGAACAGCGAGACAAAGUCCAACUUAUGGCCUCCGAGAAGAAGAAGUGUGCCGAGAUCGAUGAUUUGAAAAAUCAGAUGAAGAAAAUGCAGGAAAACAAACGUGAAGAUCGUAAAAAGUUGGCCGAUGAGGAAGCCCUCAGAAAAAUCAAGCAACUGGAAGAGCAAAAAUACGAAUUACAAAAACAGGUCCAGAACCAAAAACAAUCCGAUGCCGGUUGGAGUGGCGGCGGCUACCGACCUUUCGUGGGAUCCCAUGUAGAAGAGGAAGCAUUGCUCAACGAGAUGGAGGUUACAGGCCAGGCGUUCGAGGACAUGCAGGAACAAAACUCCCGGCUUAUCCAACAACUUCGCGAGAAAGACGACGCCAACUUCAAGCUGAUGUCGGAUCGGAUCAAGGCAAACCAGAUGCACAAACUGCUACAGGAGGAGAAACAGGUGCUAGAAGAUCAGGCCACCACUCGGGACAGCCAGAUUGAGGCGAUGCACGUUGUGCUCCGAAAACUGGAGGAAAAGGAACGCAUCCUGCAGAAUACGGUAACCACGAUUGAAAAGGAACUGAUCGCCCGGCAACAGGCAAUGGAAAUGCACAAACGUAAAGCAAUCGAGUCGGCCCAGUCGGCAGCCGAUCUAAAGCUGCAUCUGGAAAAAUACCAUGCCCAAAUGAAGGAAGCCCAGCAGGUGGUGGCCGAGAAGACCAGUUCCCUCGAAGCGGAGGCGUACAAAACCAAACGGCUGCAGGAGGAGCUGGCACAGUUCAAACGCAAGGCAGAGCGCAUGAAAAAGAUCGAAAUGUCCGGCACAACGAUCGACGAGGUUAUGCUGGAGGAAAUCCGCGAGUACAAGGAAACACUCACGUGCCCGUCUUGUAAGGUCAAGCGAAAGGAUGCCGUGCUCUCCAAGUGUUUCCACGUGUUCUGUUACGAUUGUUUGCGUACCCGGUACGAAACCCGGCAGCGCAAAUGUCCGAAGUGUAACUGCGCGUUCGGGGCCAACGACUACCAUCGGCUUUAUCUGUCCACGUAAAAAGAUUCACCACGGUUUAGGUCACAUCUCGAAGGUCACACACGCGUCAUCCAACACACUCCUUAUUUAUGGAUAUACAUAGAGAUUUUUUAAGUCUUUGUUUCUGUUUCGAAUCUAUUUUUUUUUGUUUUCCUAAUUGCACAUAUAGAAGUUUUUAUUGCUCUUAGUUUGUGAACGGAAAGAGUGCAUUUUUAUAUUAUGCAUUCUCAAAAUAAUGAAUUUUCAAAUAAACUUUCUAGUUUGAUAAAACUAAA